CGGCGGCGCGGAGCGACGGGGGACCCGGCGCGGGCACUGGCACUGGUGGCACCAUGCAGCAGGAGGUGGAGGGCAGCCGGGCACGCCGCAGGAAGCCCGACAUGGCGCUCUACGUGCCCAAAGCGCGGCGGGAGAGAGAGGCACAGGCGGCAGGAGACACACGGGCUGGGCACCGCCGGGAGCCUGAGAACCACCUCCGGGAGCCUGAGAACCACCGCCGGGAGCCUGAGAACCACCGCCGGGACCCCGAGAACCACCGCCGGGAGCCUGAGAACCACCGCCUGGGGCAGGACUCUGGCUGGGCCAGUGGCGAGGGGCAGAGGAGAAGCCCCCGUGUCAGAACACAGGCAGGCAGAGUGGCAAGGAGGGAGAACAAGGUGGAUGCCGGCCCAAAGGUGCUGCGGACAGCCUCUGCCAGGCAGAGCCAUAGGACGAGAGGCAGCUGCCCUAAGGCACUGGAAAGCCUGGAGGCAUCACCCAACAUGUGUGAGCCGUGCCCAGAUCUAGCUGUUGCUCAGCCCUGGGACAGGCAGGACAAAGCAUCUCAUGAAGAACCUGGAGAGCUCAGCCAUGACCACAGGAUAAGGACUGAGCCUGACCCUCCAUCCCCACAGAAUGCCCAGGCUGGAGAUGUGAAGGCUACCCCCGAGCCUGAGGGUGACCCCACUAGCCCAACACCCGCUGCUAGCCCAACAAUGGUUUGUCAGACAGGCCUGAGUGGCAUAUUGGAGCAUUUGGAAGACAGCACUCUAGAUCCAGCUGGGUGCCUCUCCCAAAGCCUGGGAGAGGCUGUCCUGCAGUCUGCAGGGGUGGGCAACCAUGGAAGGGUGCCCCAGUUGGAGGGGGAGACAAUGGGUACGAAAGCCUGGGAGGAGGAGAGAGAGGAGGAGAGGUCUCUCCUGGCAGAACAGAGCAAGGCUUGUGCCACUGGGGUGCCAGAGGAAGAGGAGACGUGUGAAGGCAGAGCUGAGCUUCCUGGGGAGAGCACCUUGUGUGCAACAGGAGCCAGCUGUGAACCUGUGUUCCUGAGGGGCAGCACAGGCGAUGUUCCAGUGCUCCCAGGGGAGAGCACUCCACAGCAGGGCAUGGGCAACCCGUCCCAGCUCCCGCCUGUCAUGGAGGAGAGCGCUGCUGGUGCUGGGGAUCCCAGUGGGGAGGGUGACCUGGUGCCUGCUGUAGUGGAAGCAGGCAGCACUUCUGCCUGCACAGAUAGCAGUGCUGGAGCUGAGAGCAGCCCGUGGGAGGGAGCACCUCUGGAAAGCUGUGAGCCCCUGGUGCCCCUAGAGCAGCUGUGCCACGGCAUGGAGGGGAUCUCACCUGCGUCCUGGGCCAAGGAGCUGGCAAGGCCAGAUGAGGAUGUGGGCUCACUGCAGAGGCAGCUGGAGGCUGAGAAAGAAGAGGGAGGUCUCCACAGCAGCUCCCCUAAGGAAGGACAGACCAGUGCCGGUGCUGAAACCCUGAGCCAGACCAGCCCAGGUGCUGAGGAGAGCUGGGAUGUGCUGUUCAAUGAUGAUGGGGACUGCCUGGACCCACGCCUGCUGGAGGAGCUCUCAGGGGGUGAGAAGCACCAGGAGAUCCAGCAGUCACCCCGCUUCAACUACUAUGGGGCUGAACCUGCUGCUCCAGACAUCAGCGAUGAUGAGCUGCCCCACGUCAUCGAGAUCUACGACUUCCCCUCGGAUUUCCGCACCGAGGAUCUGAUGCGUGUCUUCUGCAGCUAUCAGAAAAAAGGCUUUGAUAUUAAAUGGGUGGAUGAUACGCACGCCCUGGGCAUCUUCUCCAGCCCCAUAACAGCACGCGAUGCCCUCAGCACCAAGCACCUGAUGGUGAAGACACGCCCUCUGUCCCAGGGCACCCGCGCCUCUAAAGCCAAAGCCAGGGCAUAUGCUGAGUACCUGCAGCCAGCCAAGGAGCGCCCUGAAACGUCAGCUGUCCUGGCCAGGCGGCUGGUGAUCGGUGCCCUGGGGGUGCGGAGCAGGCAGACACCAGCCCAGCGAGAUGCCGAGCGGAGGAAGCUGCAAGAAGCUCAAGAGAGGAAGCGCCUGGAGAACAAGCAGCGGGAGGAUGCCUGGGAGGGCCGGGACUGAGCCAGGAGGCUGCACUUUCAGCCAAUGUCCCUCUCUGCAGGCAGGCAGAGCACUCUGUGUCUCAGAACUGGGACAGAUUCUGCACUGCAUCCGGAAGCACUGGGCUGCUUCACCGAAAGGGCUGAGCAGCACGUGGGCUGGUUGGUGCUGUGAGGAUGCUGUUGCUGUCAGGCAGCACUGCCCACCCUGCCCAGGGCAGAACCCCCAGGGCUGCCAGUCACAGCAGGAGCAACAGCAGGAUGCAGGGAGCUCAGCAGAGAGCAUGGGGGGCUGUGUGGGGUGGCCCUGGCCACCUGGAAGGGCCUUGUGAGUGAGAGUUUCUGUCCUUUAUUUUGCUAAUAAAUGCCAUUUAUUUUGUUUGCCUGGG
This is a messenger RNA of Lonchura striata (white-rumped munia), 2454 nucleotides long. RefSeq names its product R3H domain and coiled-coil containing 1 like (gene R3HCC1L). NCBI's taxonomy places the organism in Eukaryota, Metazoa, Chordata, Aves, Passeriformes, Estrildidae. Gene Ontology annotation, molecular function: nucleic acid binding. The record is from RefSeq and is a predicted model, not a curated record.